Ilyonectria robusta is the source of this 799-nucleotide messenger RNA. RefSeq lists its product as uncharacterized. The transcript has a single exon. Lineage: Eukaryota; Fungi; Ascomycota; Sordariomycetes; Hypocreales; Nectriaceae. The record is from RefSeq and is a predicted model, not a curated record. Bases 31 to 312 code for a protein of 93 amino acids.
GGCGUACGUCGGCGACAGAGCGGAAUCGAUAUGUUCCACAUUUACAGUGCUGAAUGGCAUUGUACUUGUAAAACGGACAAGCCAAAAGGCGCGUUACAGUUGGUGUGCCAUGCUUUGUCUUUUUGGUGUGUUCCUUGUCCGAAAAUCCAUCGCCAGACCGUUUCUUGCCGCCGCCGUUAUUGUCCUUGCCUAUACGGUGAUCUUGAGGUGAGGCGUCCACUGCCGGUUCAGCAAGCUCGAUUCGUACGGGCUCAUCUGAUUGGCGCUUCAGAAAACCCUCCUCAGUAUCCUGCUCUACCCUCUGAUCGUUGAGUUGAGAGUGAGGAAUAGGGGGUGGCGUCCGGUUCACUUCAUCACCUCUUACGGCAGUUCCGCCAAUAGACUCGUCUGCAGGAGAGGCUGCUGAAUAACGCAGAGAGUCAGAUGACAAAGCUUCCCAAGCGUGACGGAAAACUCCAUGUGCCGGCAUUAUCAUAGCCAGGCCAGUCUUCGGGCUUCCUGCAAUGACAUGCCCAAAUAGCUUCCCAGUGACGGCAUCUCUGACCCAGCUGCCACAAUCCCCCACCACAAGUGGUCUAUUGAGCUUCGCUAAGUAGAUCUCUUGGAACUCCCUGCAGCCUGGUAGACGGAAGAAAGUUGGCGUUCCCGAGAGCGUUCCAAGCAGUUCGAUCAUGCCACGGAAUGCCUGUUGCGCGCACGCGAGCGAACCCGGGCCGAUCAGCGAUGACACACGUUGCAGGGUCAUUUCGCUGCUCCUCGGUGAGUUUUGACAUGGCAUUUCCCAGAACGUGUGGUUCUG